AUGGGCAACUCCAGCUCCAGCCAGCAGCUGCCCGGCCCCGCCCACCACCCCCCGCCGAGCAGGAACACCAGGCCGGCGCCGGCCAGCGCAGCCGCCUCGCUCUCCUCCUUCACCAGCCAGCUCCGGCCACACGCCGUCCGCAAGCGCCGCUCGCUCGAGCUGCCCGACCUCACCCACCCCGCACACUUCCAGCUCAGGCUGCCCGCCACGCCCUCCCGCGCAUCCAGCCCCCGCACAGCCACCCGGCCCCUCGAAGCCGCCGCCGACCCGCUCAGCCACCACCCCUCAGCCGCAAUCCCCGACCUCCACCAGCUCCCCGGGGUCACCCUGCCCGCCAGCCCAACGCCCCUCCAGCCAGACUCAGACCCCAUCAGCCACGCCUCCCCCAGAUACGCAGCCACCCCGCAGCAGCACCAGCAGCCCGCCAGCUCGCCCAUCAUCAGCUCCGCCCCGCUCCAGCAGCCCGUCGAGACCGUCCUCCCCCCCCUCCCCCCCCCGAUCAUCCAGCCCCGGCCCUCCCCGCUGCCCUCGCUCGAUGCCGACUCCGCCGACCUGCCCAUCUGCCCCGACGCCGCCUUCUCCUCCGCCGUCUCCGAGACCGUCGCCGCCGCCACCGCCGUCGUCCAGGCCGCACCCGCCCUCGACAUCGGCGCAGGCCCCGACGGCGUGCCCACCCUCCUCACCUGGAAGGAACCCGCUCACGAGGUCUAUGUCACCGGCACCUUCAGCAAGUGGCGACAGCAGAUCAAACUGCGCAAGCCCGUCGUCCCAGAGACAUCCACCGAACAGGACGCAUUCUCAGCCCUCGUCGCCCUCCCCCCCGGCCCCCACCAGCUCAAGUUCAUCGUCGACCGGCGCUGGAAGACCUCCAAGUAUCUGCCCUCGGCCACCGACGACAAGGGCAACCUGAUCAACUAUCUGCAGGUCAACCCGGGCGACCAGCCCUUCCGCGGGCUCGGCCCCCGCGGCAUCUGGAGCGGAUACACCUACGCCGACUGGCCCAUGCCCGGCGCAUCCAUCCUCGAGGACGCCGGCGGCUCGGAGCGCACGGACUCCGAGGACGGCUGGACCAGCGAGAUCCCCGGCGCCCUGCUCGAGUACGAGGAGUACCACGACCGCUCCUCGGCGGACGAGCACGACCCGUCGACGGCUAACAACACCCACCCACAGGCCGAGGCCCACUCGGCCAAGCUCGCCCCCGGCCAGGCCGGCUUCGCCGCCGAGCCCCCCAAGCUGCCCGCCCAGCUCAAGGAGGGCAUCCUCAACCUCUCCUCCAGACUGCCCGAGGCCGCCAGCGACGACAACUCCCUCCUCCCCCGCCCUGACCACUCCGUCCUCAACCAUCUCGCCGCUAGCCCCAUCCGCCAAGGCCUGCUCAGCGUCGGCGUCACCUCCAGGUUCAAGCGCAAGUACCUUACCACCGUGUACUACAAGCCUGUCGACCUCUGA
This is a messenger RNA of Puccinia triticina, 1449 nucleotides long. RefSeq lists its product as uncharacterized. Bases 1 to 1449 code for a protein of 482 amino acids. The record is from RefSeq and is a predicted model, not a curated record. Gene Ontology annotation, cellular component: nucleotide-activated protein kinase complex; nucleus; cytoplasm. Gene Ontology annotation, molecular function: protein kinase binding. The transcript is spliced from 3 exons. Gene Ontology annotation, biological process: signal transduction. NCBI's taxonomy places the organism in Eukaryota, Fungi, Basidiomycota, Pucciniomycetes, Pucciniales, Pucciniaceae.